Messenger RNA from Esox lucius (northern pike), 816 nucleotides. Its product is annotated as immunoglobulin lambda-1 light chain-like. The transcript has 4 exons. The record is from RefSeq and is a predicted model, not a curated record. NCBI's taxonomy places the organism in Eukaryota, Metazoa, Chordata, Actinopteri, Esociformes, Esocidae.
CCUCACACUCCAACCUGUUCAUCUCUCAUCUGGACAGUAAGGGUUGUUCACAUCACACACUGACAACAUGCUGGGGACACUCUGCACUCUCAUCACUGAUCUAACUGGUGUUCAUGGUGCAAUUGUAUUGACCCAGAAGCCCUCUGUCCAGACCAAGACCACAGGACAGGAGGUCACUAUGGAGUGUAACAUUGGCAGAUAUGAUGGAAACUAUGUCCAUUGGUAUAAACAGGUUCCUGGUGGGGUUACUCAGUAUGUUCUGAGAUAUAGCUAUGUUAGCAGCUCUUCUUCCUAUGGAACAGGAUUCUCCUCCAGUCGGUUCAACUCUAAAUCCACAUCAAAAAUAGAUUAUCAGUUGAUCAUUAAACAGGUGGAGUCAGGAAACUCAGCAGUGUAUUACUGUCAGACAUAUGAUGAUACUGAUAGAGAGACCUAAACAAACUGAAUCACUGUGGUAUUCGGACAAGGAACCAAGCUCAUUGUCACUGACUCUACUCUCCCUCCACCUGUCUUGACCAUCCUCCCUCCAUCCAGUGAUGAGGUGAAGUCCAGUAAAGUCACCCUGGUGUGUCUGGCCAGUCAGAUGGCCAUGGGCUACGCUGAUGUCAGCUGGACCGCGGGUGGGAGUCCAGUCACCAGUAACAUCGUUACCAGUACUGCUGUACCACAAGAUGACAAGACGUUCCAACUCAGCAGCUAUCUGACCAUUGACACUUCAGAAUGGAACCAGGACAAAGAGUUCUCAUGUAAAGUCACUGUGGGCUCCAAGUUCACUGAGAAACGCAUCAAGAAGUCUGAAUGCAGCAAUGAAUAGUA